GGGCAAAAAAGGGGGUGCAUGAAAAGAGAAAACAUAAAUCUUGUUGCACCCUCGAUGCCGCUACUGAGCGCUGGCGCCCGUUGAAGGAAACUGGCAGUAGACUCGACACUAGGCGUCUGCGCUACAGUAAGGGAGGCAAGCGUUGGUUCCGAAUGUCAGUGUCCCAUCGGGCUGCCAGAGUCCCAACAUGGCAGCUCAAUCGAGCUCGGUGUUAUGCAAGGGGACAUUGGAUGCGUCUCGAUGCUGCCCUGGUCCCCCUUUUGCUCGCGUCUGCGCCGUGUCCUGCGCUCUCGGCACUUGCAACGCCAUGUCCCUCCCUGUUGGUGACGCAAGAAAGAACCCGACAUGUGUAGCCUUUCAUGGCACGCAAUUGCUAGGAUCUGUGAUCGGCAGAGCAUUGACGGGAGUCAAGUCAGGUCCCUUCCUCUCCAGGCCAGGUCCCAACAUCGAAUCGUCGGUUCGACUUCCGACGGCCGGUAACCCCGCAAAACUUUAAAGAGUGAGGACAAGAGAGGGAGAAAAAAAGGCCAAGAAGGCAGAAAGAAAAAAACGACUUGGAGGGCAUGUUCCACAGCAGCAUUGUCGUCAGGGGGCCUGUUGACCGAAAUUGCGCCAUAACGGCGCUGACAGGCGGCAGCCCGGUUACCACCAAGCCGUCGCAAUUGCACACUGCCAACCAACCGCCCUGCCCAG
This is a messenger RNA of Gaeumannomyces tritici R3-111a-1, 693 nucleotides long. RefSeq lists its product as hypothetical. Lineage: Eukaryota; Fungi; Ascomycota; Sordariomycetes; Magnaporthales; Magnaporthaceae. The coding region runs from base 188 to 496 and encodes 102 amino acids. The record is from RefSeq and is a predicted model, not a curated record. The transcript has a single exon.